Messenger RNA from Vigna umbellata (rice bean), 598 nucleotides. NCBI's taxonomy places the organism in Eukaryota, Viridiplantae, Streptophyta, Magnoliopsida, Fabales, Fabaceae. The record is from RefSeq and is a predicted model, not a curated record.
UACCUGAUAAUGAUGAUUUCUGUUGUUUUAUUAUUUGCCGAUUUGAAAAUGAAGUUUCUUGAUUGGUACUUGAAGAUUGGGUUUGUAUCUGCUUUGGUUGGGGCUUCUAUGGAGGUGUUCAUGAUCAAAACUGGCUUCUAUGACAAAGUAACUGUUUUGGAGUCAGAAAAGCGUGCCUGGGAGAAUUCCCCGGAUGCUCAGGCAAUUAGAGAAGCUCUCAACCCCUGGAGACAUAUUGAUGCCGAAGAAACAAAAAAGUCCUGACUCAAAUCGUUGAAAAAUUGCAGAGGAUCUUGGUCCCCAGCCAUCAUCUGUGAUGUGUAGCCCGUCUCCAAAUGUAAAGUAUGCAAGCACUUGCAGAGUUGCAUGUCUAGCCACCAUCUGGCCUCUGACUGAUGACAUACUGAACUUAUACUGAUUCGUUCCUCAUCUGCAACGUGCCAUCUGUUUUGCUUAGGCUUAAAUCCAAAAUUUGAUCAAUUGCGCCAUUUUGUUACUUUGUCAAAUGUUGCCCCGUGGAUCUUGACUGAUGCAUGCUGGAUUUUAUUCGCUUUUUUGAGGAUUUUUUUUUUUCGUGGUUAAUCUAGUAGUUAAGAAC